Messenger RNA from Echinostoma caproni, 2286 nucleotides. NCBI's taxonomy places the organism in Eukaryota, Metazoa, Platyhelminthes, Trematoda, Plagiorchiida, Echinostomatidae. The record is from the annotation of a GenBank genome assembly.
AUGCCCGCAACAACGGGCACCAACUGGGGUGUUGAACCAAUUCAUUCUUUGGAUUAUCGGUGGCAUUUGUCUACUGCUAUUGAUAAAUUUCUUCGACCUCACUGUCCGCCUCCUUGCAAUCCAGAUGUCGGUAUUUGGGAACUUAACAAACAAGACGGUAAUGCUAUUUUUAUCGUAUGGGCACAACUAUCGUUACUGAUGGAAAAUGCCAAAUUGGAUCCCCAAAAUCCGGAAGGAAUCUCGUUCGCACCAGAUUCAUCUACAAAUGUGCAAUCGGUCUGUCCAUGGGAAAGACUGAAUCGACUACAAAACUUGCUUACAUUCGCCCCUUCGGUGGUAUCCAUGGAAAAGAACAUGGGUCUUGUGACUGGGUAUACAAUCAACGGACAGAUAUUUUUGGCUCCAUGGGCUGCACCGUCUGCCUCAUUUCGGAAUCAUUUGGCCACGGCAGGGCUGGGUACAGUUGAGGCGGCCGUUGUGGACCGAAUGGGAGUGUGUGCUCGAGGAUUAGAGAACAAAUCUGAAGUCAGUAUGACAAUGGAAAAACCGAGACAAUGGAUGAACGUUUCCGGUUCUCCUAUGCCUACGUUUACAAUAUAUACAGGUGAAGGUUUCCGAUACAAAAUUCCAUCCGCAGAGUUGCUGAAACGGAAUACCAAAGAAGAGCUGCACCUAUAUGAUAUAACUGGACAACGUAUUGGUACAUCCAGCUGGAUCGGUCUGGAAGACGAUAAAGUAACCAUAUACGGAAUAUUGAUGGGGAACGCGGUUCAACCGAUAACGUAUCGUUUCAGGGUUGCCACUGACGCCCAGUCGCCGGACGGUGUGACUUUUUCUGUUCACGUGGCCGGCUCAAAUCCACUACUGCCACCUAUAUACAACCAUCGUGUGAUUAUGCGUUUCGGUAUGGAAAAUGGACAACGGUGGACUGGUGGACACAGUUUGGCCGAUCGAUGGAGACUGGUCUCCGCUUUGGAUGCGUUCCUUCGACCCCAAUGUGCCACAGAUUCUACUUGUAAGGAGAACAUGGACGUGUUGUUGCUGACGUUCAACUAUCAAGCUAAUGGAUUUACGGUGAUUUGGUCCGAAAAGUCGCUGUUGAUGAAAAAGUCCAAUGAGCCCAGCACGAAUCCGGCUGCUCAGUUUGACCCAAUCAGAGAGAACUGGACGAAGCGAAGCAAAAGACAGUCGAUUCCGUACGCUGCUCAGCACCACGAACGUUCGAGACUCAAGUUGAACUUGGGAUCUGCAAAUGUAUCAAGUUAUCGUUAUCCGGAGCACUUUCAACGAAUAGCACGUUCGGGCGGUUCAACGUUGAGCGAAAUGGCGAUUGCAUGUCCCGAGAAGGAUAUUAUUUAUCUGGAACGAAGAUUGCUGGGCGACACCGGUUUUGGGUUGCUACCUUUACCCGAACUGGCGCAUCACCUGAAAGCGUCCGGCGUUGGAUUUUUGAAGGAAGUACAAGUAGAACGUCUGGGACCUUGUGCCAAAUCCAUUGGAGUACCUGUGAAAGUUCAUUCAGUGAGCGACCGUGGUGGGCCGAAUGGAGAAAUUUACCCCACAGGAGUCUCUUCUUAUGGUCCAGUACAAAGCAAAGAUAGGCAACGAUUAAUACUGUUGGGUACGAUUCUUCCUGUUUGUGUUUGUGUUAUAUGUAUCCUACUCGGAAUAUUGGGCUUUGUCUGGUAUCGAAAACGCGGAAAACAAGGCGAUUCACGUUUGGAUUUAAACUCGAAGUUGGUUUCGCAAUCGCACAAUAUGAACAAUCCCGAAACGGAGCAAAUGCUCAAACAAGAGACAGAACCGUUUCGACAAACCGAUAUGGCACUGAACAAUCGCGACCAAAGUGGAACAUUACCGACACGAACGCAAACGAAUGGUAGUGGACCAAGAGCAUUGAACUACCCCGAGGUGGUUGAGUCCAACUGCACGCCACCCACGAAGCCCUUGAUUCUCCCGAACGAGCGCCCACCCCUCAAACCUCCUGAGUAUAAUUUGGCAUACACAGAUUCUCCCGCCACAAGUCCACCACAAUUCCAUAAUGGAACUCCACAGAUGGCGGCUUCUGCAUUUCCAACCUUGCUUAACUCAAAUGUCGUGGCUGGACCCGGUCCACGUCUUGCGUCCAAACCCUACUACGGUACCCGCCCGAAUCCGUAUCGUAAUUUGCCUCCACCAAUCGAGACCAAACCCGGAAUGCCUUUACUCGCUGCUCAAAUGCCCUAUGCACCGUACAAACGAGUAACCGGUAUGCGGCCAGAUAUGUCCCACACGUUGCCCCGAUGA